This is a messenger RNA of Dentiscutata heterogama, 336 nucleotides long. Lineage: Eukaryota; Fungi; Glomeromycota; Glomeromycetes; Diversisporales; Gigasporaceae. The record is from the annotation of a GenBank genome assembly.
CCUUUUGUUUAUACUAAUGAUGCUGAGAAAAGAGAAAGUACUGAACUUUCAGAUCAGCCAAUUAAAGAUACCUCACGUCCAACAGCUCUGACUGUUAUGGCCACACCAAUAACAAGAUCUACAACUAACGAUAUUGAUAUCAACGCAAGUCGUAACGGUAAUUCAAACAUCCUUGAGUUGGAGCGAGAUAUAGGGAUACAAUUAUCGGAUAGUAAAUCAGUAAGGCUAUUCAAGGCUACGGAAAUCAUUAAAGGAAAGUUAGCUGAAGCGGAUGAAGGGAAAUUACGAGCAGAGCAAGAAAAGAUAAGGUUACAAAAUGAAUUGGACCAAUUGAGG